Leptonychotes weddellii (Weddell seal) is the source of this 1244-nucleotide messenger RNA. Lineage: Eukaryota; Metazoa; Chordata; Mammalia; Carnivora; Phocidae. The record is from RefSeq and is a predicted model, not a curated record.
ACCCAAUAAAGAGAAGACUGGCCACGUGAGUGACUCAGGAUCAUCUGUCAUCAAACAUGGGCUCAAUCCCGAGAAGGUCUUCAUGCAGGUUCAUUAUUUAAAGGGCUAUUUCCUUCUCCGGUUCCUUGCCCAAAGACUUGGAGAUGACACCUAUUUUGCAUUUUUAAGAAAAUUUGUGCACACAUUUCAUGGGCAGUUGAUUCUUUCCCAGGAUUUCCUUCAAAUGCUGUUGGAGAAUAUCCCAGAAGAAAAAAGGCUUGAGUUGUCUGUGGAAAACAUCUUCCGAGACUGGCUUGAGAGUUCUGGAAUACCACAGCCGCUGCAGAGGGAGCGCCAGGCCGGGGCGGAGUGCGGGCUCGCGCGGCAAGUGAGCGCCGAGGUCGAGAAAUGGAUUCGAGUGAACCGGAGACCCCGAAAACGGAAACGAAGGGAGGCUGAAGAAGUGUUUGAAAAGGUUCGCCAUCGAUGGUGCGAGCUCAUUGUUAAGCACAGAUACACAAGAGCCUACAAAGACGUGGAGAGAUUCCUCCAGGAGGAUCAGGCCAUGGGCGUGUACCUGUACGGGGAGCUGAUGCUGAGCGAGGACCCCAGGCAGCAGCAGGUCGCCCGCCAGUGCUUUGAGCUGACCAAGGAGCAGAUGGAGAGAUCCUCAGCUGAGGUGGUGGCCGAGAUGUUAUUCUGAAGAGGGAAGAUCUCAGCAAGAUUCUUUCUCAUGCAUCUACGCCUAGCCCUGGUGGGACCAGGAUCGCACUGACCCUCGACAUCGCAGGAAGGGUCAUGGGGCUGCUAAAGCCAUCAGCCAGCAGCAUCCACGCCUUGGUGCUUCUCUUUCUCGAGGCUGCUCUCCCUGGAGCUCAUGGACCGCAUGGUGCCUUUGUCCCCUGCCCUGAACUUGCCACCUCAAGAUCAGUCUGUGUUGGAUCUCUUCCAUGAGGCGAAGGCGCUUCUUUCACACAAAUGAUGAAAGCUGCCUGAGAUGCAUUGGAAAAGCUGCUGAACAUUUUGCAUUGAUCCCCUCAGCAUAUGGCUGCACUGGAGAUUUCUAGAAUUCCAGGAAGUCACAGCUUCUGUAUCCUGGGACCAGUGGAGUUCUUCUCCAGAUCAUUUCAGAAAGAUUCUGCAGGGUUAUUUUGAUUGCUAGGUCUGUUGUUUAAAUUUGUCCAAAAUGUUAAUACCCUUGGUAAAAGGGCAGGGUGAGAAUCCAAGACGUAUUCAUAAUAAAACAGUGGAUUACUAUUUUUGUA